AAUGAUUGUGAAUCUCCUGGAUGCGGUGAGUGACUCUUAAGGUGUCUCUGUGCAAUUCACAAAUAUCCUAUAAAUUUACGCCGCUUGUGAUCCACACAGGUAUUGGAACGAGUUUCUCCCCAGUCCCGCCAAUACACCACGGUAUUCCAUGCACUUCGCAAAUUGUGUGCACAGCAUGGCCACGUCCCGGAUUCAUUGAUCCUGCCAAGGGGUUCGGUUGUUCUGAGUCCGUCGACGUUUGACGAGACAGGCAGACCCGAGCCACAUGCAAGUGGUGGGUUUGCAGACAUCUACAUGGGACAGUGGAAGGGGCAGGUUGUCGGGAUCAAGGCUAUGAAAACUUCCAGCCGUGACUCCGUUCAGUUAUUGAAGAGAAUUGCCAAGGAGGCGACGAUCUGGAGGCGUCUUGCACAUCCGAAUAUCACACCCUUUUAUGGAGUCGAUACUGAACACUUCAAGGUCAGUAUGGUAUGUAAAUGGAUGUCGCACGGGCAUAUCAUCGACUUUUUGGGCGAAUAUCCAGAAGAGAGCCGCCCGCGUUUGCUCCUGGAUGUUGCCCGUGGACUCGCAUACCUUCAUUCAGACAGUGUUGGCAUUAUCCAUGGAGACCUCAAAGGUGUACGUAUUAUAUCAUAUCAGCAUAUGUGCACUCAUCAGAGAGAAGGCAAACAUCCUGAUAGACGAGCACAACUCUGCUUGUCUUACGGAUUUUGGGGUCUCUACUAUCGUAUACGAAACCUCUACUACACUCAAUACGGUCACUCAGCCAUGCGACUUCCACUCCACGCUUCGCUAUAUGGCUCCGGAGAUCCACGACCCCGAACGAUUUCUUGGGGAAGAAGUUGCGAAACCAUCUAGAGAGAGCGAUGUAUACACAUACUCCAUGGUGAUGUGGGAGAUAUUCACGGGAGAAAUGCCGUACCAGAGCAGUUGGCACGACGGGGCCAUUAUAAACAAGAUCGUCAAUGGUGCACGACCUCAGCGUCCGCCCGACGCUGCGCGUCUUGGGCUAUCUGACACCAUCUGGUGUAUCAUGGGGAAGUGCUGGAACGGAGUUCCUUCCACAAGACCAUCCAUACUGGAGGUGAUCUCCGACUUGGAACAUGAGUGGAGCUCGUGGUUCCGCUCACACAGACCCACGGAUGCAGAGAAGGAGGCGGGGGCAGCAACUACCGGGUCUCAGGCGAUGCAAAACACGUCUGGUAUGUUCUUGGGCCCUACCAGCAAUGUGUUCGCCGUGAACCAGUUCGUCGGCGGGCGACCUUCACAGGGCCUUCCGGGCUUUUUGUCGAACCAUGUCCCCGUUCUCGACGUGCGUCACCAUGACGCAGAUAUUGUCGCCCAGCUCCCGGACCACAACACCGUGGAGUACCUCAUCAACCAUUAUUUCGAAUGCUGCAACUGGAUCUACCGCUUCGUCCAUGAACCAACCAUUCGCGAUGCGUGGUGGCGGUUCAGAAACGGCCAGUCUAUGACCCGCGUCGAGCUCGCCACUGUUUGUGUCGUUAUCGCCAUCGCUAUCCAAUAUCUCCCUCUGAGUCGUCACAAACUCUUCUCCGCCCUCCGCGGCAGUGCAAUCGAAUUGGGAAACACUUGCUUUAAGUUGUCCCGCGAUCUUCUCGAGCGUCACCGCGAGAUCACGCCGACACACACGCUCGAGUUUACGCGCCUUGAGGAGGUCUGCAUUAUGUGCGGCGAGCUGCUCACUAUCGCUACCGCUAUGGGCCUGCACUGCGAUCCUCAGAACGUCUUGCCGGUCGAGCUGGCUGAACGUCGCCGCUGGGCGUGGUGGAACCUUAUACUCAUCGAGCGCUGGCAGGCCUUCUGUCUUGGCCGGCUUAACCACAACGGCUCUGAUCACUUUGACGUCCAGCUGCCUGCGGAGAAUCCGAACCCCUUCGGCUCGGACAGGCUCUUUCUGCCGCACUUCGCCCUCUUCAAGCUCAUGCACAUCUCCGCAGCGACCUUGGACGAGGCGACGGCGAAACUCCAGGUCACCUGGUCGGUCCUGCAGCAGAAGGAUAAGCUGUUGACUGACUGGUUCGCCGAGCUCCCUCAUGAAAUGCUCCAGGAAGGUCAAGAAUUGAUCGACGGCCUCGCCAGCCUACACCCAGUUGUUCGCCGUCCCGCUGUCCAGGGCACGAUCUUGCGCUUCAUGUACAACUCCCUCCGCUUCACGCUCCACCGUCCCUGGAUCCUCUUGCCGACGAGCUUGGAUGUCGCGAGACAAUGCGCAUCGGAGCUGCUCCGUUUGAUGGCGAAGGUGAAGGCCUCGCACACGCCGGCCCACUUCAUGUGUGGCCCCUUCCAAACGGAAGUGGCCGCAACGUUUCUCUCCCAGCGAAGUUCAUCAUAAGAUGUCAGCCGACUUGAACGUAACAUCCAUUGGCUGCUAUUUCGGCGCGCGUCCGCGCCUACUGUGGCUAUGGCGGGUCAUAGCUUGCGCUGUCGCUGUCGCUGGGAUCUACAGUGGCUCUGGGAGCCUACUAUAUUGGCUAUGUAGCCGCGAGUGGAUGCAAUGGCCCCGGAAUACUUUUUCUGACUCUGCCAUCUGGGACAACAAUGUAAGAUAUAACUCAUCGCAGUCACUCAUUGUAUGUACACAUCACUAGGAGAUACAACACGAGACACUAUCGCUCCGCUCCUGUGGAACAACGGAUUCAUGAGAGUCGGAGAGUAGACUCAUUCGUGCCAGUGGUCAUGUCGCUUGCAGUAGACCAUCUCAAGAUGCGGC
This is a messenger RNA of Fomitopsis serialis, 2734 nucleotides long. RefSeq lists its product as uncharacterized. Gene Ontology annotation, biological process: DNA-templated transcription; protein phosphorylation. The transcript is spliced from 6 exons. The record is from RefSeq and is a predicted model, not a curated record. Bases 434 to 2356 code for a protein of 640 amino acids. Gene Ontology annotation, molecular function: protein kinase activity; ATP binding; DNA binding. NCBI's taxonomy places the organism in Eukaryota, Fungi, Basidiomycota, Agaricomycetes, Polyporales, Fomitopsidaceae.